Pseudozyma hubeiensis SY62 is the source of this 3216-nucleotide messenger RNA. RefSeq lists its product as hypothetical. The transcript has a single exon. The record is from RefSeq and is a predicted model, not a curated record. The coding region runs from base 1 to 3216 and encodes 1071 amino acids. Gene Ontology annotation, molecular function: protein binding. Lineage: Eukaryota; Fungi; Basidiomycota; Ustilaginomycetes; Ustilaginales; Ustilaginaceae.
AUGCUCGGCGGGCCCAGGCGGGCCGCAGAGGCAGGUCGAUGGGCGCUUCGAGUCGGUGCGAGCAAGUCAUACAGCGGCUUGGGUGUUUUGUAUGAAGCGCUGCCGCCAUCGUUCCUGUGCCCAGCCAUCGAAACGCUUACAUCAAAGCCGAACGCGAUCACAACGACGGCCGGACCCUCCUCAUCCUCGUCUGUCUCACGGCAUCGAUCGCAGUCUAAGAGGGCAACUCGGAGCUCACUCACGUGUGGAUACUCUGCAGCAGGGCCUUUGGCCCUUGCUUCACACCUCCAAUUGACUCGCGCAUACUCUUCUCAAGCAGCUGUCAGCACAAUUUGCGACGAUGUGCGACCUGUGCACCACACCCCUCAAGGAGCUCAGUCAGAUGUUUGGCAUCAGCCAGGAUACACACAGCACCAUACGGAGGAAUCAGUGAAAACACCCGCUCGGCAACCAGCUCGACCUUCGGUUGCACCAUCCGACUGGCGCAGAAAGUUCCCAAGCACACAGUGGAGGAGGGAGAUGGACUUCAAUCGGUUUAGUCCGCCGCUGAGACGACGCCAUCUUCCCGAUGACGCCCCAGCGCUAUACGAAGACGAAAUCAAGGCGUCCGCAGCCUGGUUUCCCGAAUCACGAUGGACUCUCAGCGUUCCAGACGAUUACCCAUUCAAGCAUGAGCUCUUCCUCAUACUCGACAGCUUGGACGAUAUCUCGCAAAGCAAGUCCGACCCCGACUGCGCCGACUUGCUCUCUGAGACGCUUCGACAAGCAAGGGAACACAUUUGGUCCAACGCCCUCGGUAGAUCGCAGGACAGGGAUGUCGCCUUUUACCUCGCCGGAAAAGUGGCCGAAGUUUACAUAAAAGUGGAUGCCGAAGACUCCAUGGACCGACUCAUGUCCUUUCUCAACUACGUGCACAGCCAAAUUGGCGUACUGCCGCUGUCUUGCUUCCACACCCUGGCAGCGCAAGCAGGAAUCGCUAGACGCUACGAUGCAGCGCUCCAGAUAUGUGAAGUCGCACAAUCGCAUCACAGCGGAAAGGCCGACGCGGAGCUUCUUCAUCUCCGUUUGCGGGCUCUGAUCGCACAGUCAAAAGAUGUGGACCUCACCAGGUAUUGGGACCUUUUCGAGCGAAGCAAAGUUGCUGUUCCGCGCAAGACCUUCGAUCUACUCUUGCGAACACACGUGCGCCGACAGGACCUAGAGCAGCUCAACCACGUGCUGGACGCCAUGCCGCAGCACGGACACACAGUCGACGCCAAAGCUUGGCUCACCAUCCUCCGCGGCUUCCAAAGCUUCAGACCGACACUCGCGACGAUGCUCAGACGGGAUGCCAAAAUUGUGCAGAGCCCAACUCUCAAUGUGGUCAACCAACUUUUACUAUUGUUGUCCAAGGAGCUGGACGUAGAUGGUGCUCUGAUGGUACUGCGCAUCUUUCGCAUUCCGUCGAUUCAGCAAGGUGCGGGCACAGCCGACCUUCCGACACCAGAUGAUGAAAUUUCGAUCAUCAAUGGACCCAGCCCGCAGCCGAACGUAGAGACGUACGCCGUUCUCGCGCACAUGUACGGUCGGCUCGGACGGUGGCAACAAGCGCUCGAGUUCUACCGGAUGGCGUUGUUUGUUUCUGACAGUCAUCGUGACGACGAUGCUACCCUCGAUUAUCUUCAACAGUCCGCCGCGUCGGUCAUGAGAGCUUACUUCAAUGCCGGGCGACCAGUUCGAGCCAUGUCAUUCGCUCACGAGGUGCUCAAUUUGCCCUACUUCGGAAGUGGCGAAGGCAAGGAUGCUCCAUCCAUCAACUUUGACCUGCCUGCGUCGCCUAGAUGCAAGAUGUCGCCCACCACAUUCCACUAUCGCGUCCUUCUCGAGUGCGCAUCUGCCAUAGGAUCCGCGGACUGCGCCCGCAGGAUCCUUGUCCAUCUCUUGCAGCACGGUCACACGAUCGACAAGCAAGUGCUGCGCGGGCUGGCUCGCCUUGUUUUCUCGACCAUCGAUCAGGACGCGUUCGAGUCGAUUCGGGUCAUCCGACGGCUGCUGUCCAAGUCGCACGACAAACAGGGCACUGAGCGCAGUCAGCGACUUGAAUCGCUGUCCGAUCUGGUGCGGUAUCUAGGCGCAUCCGAGCGAGCCGUGCUGGUAUCGCAAAAUGCUACAGAUCUCGAACGUAGCGCUAAUGCCACCGUGACUCAUCCAGAACUGCAGCGGUACUCCCUCCACCAUUCAACAGGCACGCUUUCAAAGGACGAAUUCAGAGACUGGCUCAUCAAGGACUCCUCGCCCCUGCUGCCUACUACAUCGACCGCCCACAAUGCCGUUGAUGACGCAUCAUCGGCACUCAUCCAGGAUCUGAGCCAUCCGCUCUCGUACGAAGCAUACGCCAUGCGCAUUCGGGUCUACGCUGUCGUUCGACGAGACUAUGAAUCAGCGCAAAAAGUAUACCAUGCUAUGCUUUCGCACGGCGUCAAACCGACCAUGAUGCAUAUUGCACCUCUCAUCGAGGGCCUCAUUGCUGUAGGCAAGCUGGACGAAGCACAGCGAUUGAAAAGGAACGCGCGAGAAGUAACGUCGCUCGAGCCGACCCUACGGAUCCACACUGCGUUAAUUCGGGCGUACGUUCGCGCUGGCGAUUUUGAUUCCGCUCGCAAGGAGAUCAAGGAGUUGACGAGCAACGGCUUCGAGAUGGAUGAUACCAUCGCCAACAUUAUCGAAGCUGCGCAGUCGGGCAGGCGUAAUUUUGCGUUGGUGGAUCGACCGGUGAACGAGAAAGAUAGUCACAGUGUCGCUACGAGGUUCCAUUCCUUGAUGAGGAUGGGCAGAUACUUGGCCGCGCAGGAGAUGCUGCAAGCUGCACUGGAUGCGGGGAUGAGGUCGGACAAAGUGCUGCAUGAUCUGGUCAGGCGCUCGGUCGGGUUCGUGCAGAAGGAGCAUGCGAGAGCGCUCGCGUCAUCCCCUGCCCACGCACAGGUCGGUCGUGGAAAGCGACGCAGAAAAUCCAAGGAAGCUAAGCCGGUUAUCGGAUCGCACGAGUUCGAGUUAGCUCAAAGCCUCCGUCUGGCCCGGACCAACCGUGAGCGGAUCACAAAGUCGAUGGCGAAACACUCCGAGAUCAAACGCAAGCAGAUCAAGGAGCACAGGAAAAAGGUCGUAUCGCUCGUGCUGGAUUUUGCGGAUGGCAAGUUGCAUCAGCAGGCGGGUCUGUCGCCGAGCGACAAAGCAUAG